UUUGCCUCUUGAAGCUUUUCUGGCACAAGCCCAUCAGUAUUCCCUUCCCGUAUUUCUGUGAAAUAUACGUGGUAUGUUGCGGCUCUUUGCUUGUCUCGUGCUGACGAGUGUCCUAACCGUCGACGCCAAGCGCAGUGCCAUUAAGCAUUUGGCUGAUGUCGAGAAGGACGCAGUUGCCGCGGCUGAAGUGUCGGAGAAGAAGAUUGAAGAGCACGUGCUGGCAGACAAGACGUCUGACAAGAUGUCGGAGAAGCAGACUGCAGACCACGUGACAACGGACAAGGUGGUAAGCAAGCAUUCUGAUGCGGCCGCCUCCAAUGAGGAGGGAUGCAUGUGCCAUCAGCACAAGAUGUCUUGUGGCAAUUGGGGGUGGGGCAAAUGGAACUGCGGCUGCGCGAACAACGUGUGCGUGGGCUGCCAUUGCGACUGGUGAAGCCACCGGAUGAACUCAAGAUCGUCCCGGGCGUUUUUUGCCCACGAAGCUCUGACGGGCUGGCGUGAGCUAUACCCGCCUUGUCAUGUCGGUUGCUGCAUUUGCUGUGGAUCACUUGAAAUUUUCCCACAGAAUGUUGGCGGCCCCUUUUACGCAUGCCAAGUGCUCAGUUAUGGCUUGGCCAAGGUUACAUUGACUUCAUUGGAUGCUGUUUUGAUGUGGGCAGAGGAAAGCAAAAGCAAACCGCCCACUACAACGUGGCGAGUGGCAUGUGACUAACCUACCAAUGUCGCUGCGUGGACGGCGCGUGUCUCCAGCGCAGCUGCAGGUGAACUGCCUGCGUCUCAGUUGACUCUUGAAAAGGAGCGGCGUGUUAGGGAGAUAGGCGCACGCGAAAAGUGGCUGCGCAACCUGACCCAAAUCCACAACCCUGUAGUUGCC
Effrenium voratum is the source of this 874-nucleotide messenger RNA. The record is from the annotation of a GenBank genome assembly. Lineage: Eukaryota; Dinophyceae; Suessiales; Symbiodiniaceae.